UUUUUCUUUCUUUAAUUCCUUCACAUUCUCUGUGAUUCUACUAUUUCAUCUCGAAGCUCUUCUCAUAUUCACAAUGUUUAUACAUUUGUUCAUUUUUUUAUUCCUCUGAGAAUAUAACCAAACUUUUGUCUUUCAUAGCUAAGAAUUCUUUGUCAUUAUCCCCAAGACUCGAGCUUUUCAUAUGAGUCUUGGGUUAUUUUGUUUUGGAUAAUAUAUAAUCUUUAAAUUCAUUUUUGGGUUUUUAAGAAUUUUUUUUAUAGUUUUUUUUUUUAUUUUCUUGAGGCGUAGUUAUGGAAGCUGAACAAGUUUUAACAUUCUCUCUUGCUUCUGUGAUCGAAGAUGUUCUUCAACAACAUAGUGGUCGGUUGGGCGUUAAUUUGGCAUCAAGAAAAACUGAAGAAGAUUCCUUAAGAAGGUAUGAAGCAGCACGUUGGCUGCGAAAGACAGUUGGAGUUGUUAGAGGGAAAGACUUGCCAGCUGAGCCUUCUGAAGAAGAUUUCAGAAUUGGAUUACGUAGUGGGAUUAUCCUUUGUACUGUUCUUAACAAAGUUCAACCUAGAGCAGUGCCCAAGGUAAUUGAAGGCCCGUGUGAUUCUGUUAUUAUUCCUGAUGGAGCAGCAUUGUCUACGUAUGAAUAUUUUGAAAAUGUAAGGAGUUUUCUAAAGGUUGUAGAGGAAAUGGGGAUUCCUACUUUUGAAGCUUUUGAUUUGGAACAGGGAGGAAAGUCUUCUAGGAUAGUGAAUUGUGUUUUAGCGCUCAAGUCUUAUGCGGAAUGGAAAUUCGGAGGAGGAAUUGGGUCGUGGAAAUAUAGUGGGGUUGCUAAUGCAAAGCCUCCUAUCUCUGGGAAACCACUUUUGAGGGAGAACUCAGAACCAUUGAUGAAGCCUUUGAGGACUGUGUCAUCAGGGGACAUAGAUGGUUAUAUGAGUGAUCCCGGACUCGAUCGAAAUGAAAAGGGUCCCUUUUCUUCCUUAAAUUCACUUGUUUGUGAAUAUUUGGCCGACAAGAAGCCAGAAGAAGUUCCCAUUGCAGUGGAAUCCCUGCUUAGCAAAGUCAUCGAGGAAUUUAAACAUCACACCCGAAUUCAACAUGAAAUGUGUAAAACAACCCAGGAAGAUAAGACGACAUUUGAAACAGAAUGUUCAAAUUCAAAAGUUGCUUCUGAAACAGAUUGUUCAUUUUCAGAAGAUGUUUUUAUUAAUGAAAGGAUGGAAGAAAAGGAGGAUGACCAAGACGUACAAGAUAAACAAGAGGAAAGUUAUGAAGAAAAGUAUAAUCAAUUUGAACUUGAAGACUCAAGUAGACAAAAUUUGAUUUUGAAACAGCAAAAUAAUCAAUUUGAACUUGAAGACUCAAGUAGACAAAAUUUGAUUUUGAAACAGCAAAAUAUAGUCGAACAACAAAAUAGAAUCACCUCGGAAUUGAAAAACAUCGUCCAUCAAACAAAGUUAGGAAUGCAAUCCAUGCAAAAUGAACAUCGAAAGGAGAUCAUUUAUCUAAGUAAGCAUAUGCAUAGCCUAGCUUCAGCUGCUUCGGGAUAUCAAAAAGUUCUUGAAGAAAACCGUAAGCUGUACAAUCAAGUGCAAGAUUUGAAAGGAAAUAUUAGGGUGUACUGUAGAGUUCGACCCUUCUUGGGUGGUCAACCAAGCCACUAUAGCUCUGUCAGUAACGUGGAAGAGGGAAGUAUUUCAAUCAUAACACCUUCCAAAUACGGCAAAGAAGGGAAAAAGACAUUUAAUUUCAAUAGAGCCUUUGGUCCUUCUGCAACCCAAGGGGAGGUCUUCUCAGACACGCAACCUCUAAUUCGUUCUGUUUUGGAUGGUUACAAUGUUUGUAUAUUUGCCUAUGGCCAAACGGGAUCAGGAAAAACAUUCACUAUGUCUGGACCAGAUGACCUUAACGAGGAAACCAUAGGUGUCAACUAUCGUGCACUGGAAGAUCUAUUCUAUCUCUCAGAGCUGAGGAAAGACACCAUUGCUUAUGAAAUUUCUGUUCAGAUGCUUGAGAUUUACAAUGAGCAAGUUAGGGAUCUACUAACAACAGAUGGUGCUAACAAAAGGUUAGAUAUUCGUAACAGUUCCCAUAAUGGCAUCAAUGUGCCGGAUGCCAACCUUGUUCCAGUUUCAUGCACUUCUGAUGUCAUUAAUUUAAUGAACUUGGGGCAUAAGAACCGAGCUGUUGGUUCUACUGCCAUGAAUGAUCGUAGUAGUCGCUCUCACAGUUGUCUAACUGUUCAUGUUCAAGGAAAGAACCUGACAUCAGGAAGUACUAUUCGUGGUAGUAUGCAUCUGGUUGACCUGGCAGGAAGUGAAAGAGCUGAUAAGACUGAGGCCACGGGUGAUAGACUUAAGGAGGCUCAACAUAUCAACAAGUCACUUUCUGCCUUGGGAGAUGUCAUUUCUUCCCUUGCCCAAAAGAAUGCACAUGUUCCUUACAGGAAUAGCAAACUUACUCAACUACUUCAGGAUUCUCUGGGAGGGCAAGCAAAGACUCUCAUGUUUGUUCAUAUAAGUCCAGAGCCUGAAGCUCUUGGAGAAACACUUAGCACUCUAAAGUUUGCUGAACGAGUCUCUACCGUUGAACUUGGAGCCGCACGCGUUAAUAAAGAUAAUUCGGAUGUGAAAGAGCUUAAAGAGCAGAUUGCUAGUUUGAAGGCAGCUUUAGCAAGAAAGGAGGGAGAAGCUGAAAAUUCUCAACAAUCUAUCAAUAGUAGUAGCAAUGAAAUACCCAAGUUGAAAUCAUAUGCAUCCUCUCCUAUACAACGUAGUUGGACAUCUGGACCUCGUAAGUUGCCAAAAGAUGAUUCCAGUAGCCCGGAGGGUCUGAAAAACACCGCAUCAACCUUGAAGAGACGAAGCCUAGAUCUCCAUGACAUGCGCAGGGAUUCAUCUCCGUGGCCAAAUGUUAGUAGAGGUCUUGGAAAGGAAGAUGACAAAGAAUCAAUUUCUGGGGAUUCGGUUGAUAAGAUUUUCAUGAACAGGAAUGACAGCAUGACUAGUGAAGAUGGUCUCAUGGGGCCAUGGGAAGCAGAAAGCAAACAAUCUUCUCCAAUGUUAAGUCCCACUUAUCUCACAGAGCCUUCUAAAAUAUGCAUGGACCAACAACCUUUGCAUAAAAAGGAUAACAAAGACGAUGAAGAUUUACCUAAGCAAGGGCUUGAUACGGCCACCACAGAGGAAUUGGAUGGGAACGAGACUGAAACUAGUGAAUCUUCAGAACUGGACUUGCAUUGGCCAUCACAUAUACCUAAACCAAUCAUCGGUUCAAGCGGAUUAGGCAUUAGAGCAAAGAAAUCAUCAAAUAUAAGACCAUCACUAAAGAACCCGCCAGAAGUCAGGAGUAUGAUCCCAUCAUUUAUUCCUGUGCCAACACCAAAAAAACCCACCCCAAUUACUCAAGCAAGAAAGCCUCCAGGCUCUAAUGAUAUAAGGAGAAGGAUUACCAAGUGAGAGCUCUUCCAAGGUUUUCUUCAUUUUCUUGCUUCACAACAUUUAACAUAUUUAUCGGCUAGAUCAGCAUUCAAGGUGUACUUGGCAUUGAUUUGUUUCUUUAAAUAUUUAUGACAUCAAAUUUAUCUUUUAGAGAAUAAGAAAGACACUAAAUUGAUUUAAGUUAUUGUCGUCGAGUAUGACAGAGAAACCAGUUUAAUGUCGUUACUCUUUAUUUCACUAAGUUUGAUGUAAGUGUAUAUCUGGAGGAUUAAGUAAUAACUUUUCUUUUGUCCCCUUUUG
Messenger RNA from Cajanus cajan (pigeon pea), 3731 nucleotides. Its product is annotated as kinesin-like protein KIN-14G. Gene Ontology annotation, biological process: microtubule-based movement. Gene Ontology annotation, molecular function: microtubule motor activity; ATP binding; microtubule binding. NCBI's taxonomy places the organism in Eukaryota, Viridiplantae, Streptophyta, Magnoliopsida, Fabales, Fabaceae. Gene Ontology annotation, cellular component: microtubule cytoskeleton. The record is from RefSeq and is a predicted model, not a curated record.